Molecule: messenger RNA, 3390 nt
Organism: Mesocricetus auratus (golden hamster)
Lineage: Eukaryota; Metazoa; Chordata; Mammalia; Rodentia; Cricetidae
Exons: 6
Coding region: 994-1284 (96 amino acids)
Source: RefSeq, a predicted model, not a curated record
AGAAACCCUGUCUCGGAAAAAAAAAACCCAAAAAUAAAAAAAUAAAAAAUAAAUAAAUAAAAAGAUUUGGGUAACAACCUAUGCCCAUUUGAAGCAUGUCUGGAUAACAAACCAGUCUCUUGUACUAAGUCACAGUCGAUUCUUGCAACAUUAACAAGAACUGUUGUUGUAAUGCGUUCUUGGUAGGGGUAGGGCUCAAACCCAGAGUAUCGCACAUACAAGGCAAAUGCUCUUCCAACCACUUACAGCCCCAUCCUAGACAAGCAUUACUGUCGAAAGUCCCAAAGGAAAUGCAAAAUGUGUCUCUGUAGGAACACUGCUGAUAAGAGGGUUGUGGCAUACACAUUUCACUAAUUUUAGUAUGGGCUUUCCUCAUCUGUUAGCAUCUCUGAAAUGAGUAUGUGUUUCAGCCACGGUGUGAUAACGCAUCGUGCCCAUUUGACGGGAACAUUUGCUGUGCAGUUGAUCUGUGAAACAAUGGUGCAUUUUAUGACACCAUCACAGAAUAUGUAAAACACAGUGAGAGCAAACCACCAGCCGCUUUUUGCUGUGCACUGACUACAGCCAUGCUUCCCACAUCUGAACUAAGGGAGACCUGUAGGAACCAUUUAUAUUUACUGUAGACAGUGCCCAGCACCAGUGAUGCAUGAAACCCUCUCCAUGCACAUCUGGCAACAAGGGAGCUUUCAAAGGUUGUGGGGAGAUCACAAAAUUUAAGUUGACGCCCAUACUCUCUUCCUUUGAACAUCCACAUACUAAAAACAAGUCUAGAAUAGUGUUGUUGCUAAAUAUAUCAGAACAAGGCAUGUGGUGUAUAGUCUUAAGAAAGUAAGAGCAUGUUUUUGAUAUAACUUUAAAGCCAAAGGUGCUUGGUAUUGUGAAUCACUGAACAAAAUUAGCUCUGUUAAAUGUAUAAUUUACUUCAGAGGUGAAGGCACGUGACUGACAGGCAUAAAGCUCAUGGGCUUUUCAGCCGUUCUCACAUAAAACAAAAUGUCUUUACUCAUAAGGUACGGUGGCCAGCUGCUUCACCUUGUUGCUUUUCUUGUUUUCAAGCUCGGACAAUCUGGGGGAAGCUCCAGUGAACAGAGAUUCAGCUUUUACCCGCCACAAAUCCUGCCAUUCUUUCCUCAGUUUCCCUUGCAACAGCCUCCUCUGAUUCCAAUUCCUUUUCCCUUCCCUUUUAAUCCGAAUCAGGCUCUGACACCUAAUCAACUUCUAGAGCUAAUCACUUCUAUUUUGAACCAACUGCAGGGUUUCCUUGGGGUAAGAUUUUAUUUCUGAUUAUAUUGAUAAAAGUGACAUACAAUGUCAGAGAAGGUAAGAGUAAUCCCUCUAAACUACAAGGCAUAAGAUGGAAUCAAACAAACUGAUUAAGCCAAUUACAACCCAUGGGCUUCAUGAAUUCAGUUCCUAGACUGUUAGAUAUAAGUUUCUGCAUCUCUAAUGGUGAGUAUCCUUUCACAAGGGGUUUUCACAAAAUUUAAGAUUAUAGAAAUCAUCAGGCGUUGGUGGCGCACGCCUUUAAUCCCAGCACUUGGGAGGCAGAGGCAGGCGGAUUUCUGUGAGUUCGAGACCAGCCUGGUCUACAGAGCGAGUUCCAGGACAGCCUCCAGAACAAUACAGAGAAACCCUGUCUCGAAACCCCCCCCAAAAAAAGAUUAUAGAAGUCAACACAAUAUUAGGUUGCAAACUUUCAAAUAAUUGUACUUUACCUGGGGCUCGCUUCUGUCUAAUGGACAAUCCCUGGUAACAGAAUGAGAAAGGCCUUUUGUAAAAUUACCAGACGUAGCUAUGUCCUGACCUCAAGGCAAUUUUCAAUCCCACUGAGGGAAAAAAAAAUGGGUUUUCACCCACUACCCUUCCUUGUAAUAAGUUUCGCUGCCCUGGAAUAUUACUAGCAUUUUUUUUAACCACUGUAACAACUUCCCCUCAUCAGGCCCCACAUGCCAUGUGGAAGAAGAAAGUUUCUAUGCUACAGACAAGAUCAUUAAGGAUUCAGUUUUUCAGCAUUUACGUACAACCAAAGCACAGGGUUUCCUAUGCCAAUCCCCCAGUCACACCAAUAUUAACAUAUCAACAACAAAAUAACCAUAAAAUGGGAGAGGCUGGUGGAGGUAUAGAAGGAACUCUGAAGAUACCUCACAUACUAACUGUAACUGUAUUUUAACAGAAAUAAUUCUCACUGCUACAUCAGAAGUCACACACGGUGAGCAAAAUCCCAGAACUCUCCCAUGAACUGUAUGUAUUUCUAAGAGUCUUAUCACCAGUGUCUGUGUUAGUAAAUUAAUGGCAUGAUAAAGGCAAGAAUUCAGAAGACCACUAACUACAGAGUGUGUUUCUCAAACAUGUAUUCUAACUGUAUUUGAAUGGGCUGGGGUGAGCUCAGUGGGAAGAAUGCCUAGCAUGUGUAAGUCCCUGCCUCCCAUCUGCAGCACCACAAUGGAAUGAAAUAUAAGUGUACUUAGGAAAACAUAUGUAUCACAGAAGUUCUGAAUAUAUUAAAACUUAUCAUUUUAAACCCCAGUAGCCUUGAAAAAUAGCUGGAAUUUUCAAGUUCCCCUUUUAUCCACUACAUUUUUAACUUUUAAGAUAACUAUGACAUUAAGUGAAAUUAGGAUAAAUAUUUAUGUCUGAAAUGUUUUCAAAAACCCAAGAGUGCCUGAGUCAGACAAAUACUGACUGUGGCCAUUAUCCUCAGGUUAAGGAAUUAUGAAAUAGACUGUCUUUGCCCCAAAAUUGUGCACGAUUUUAAACAAGCCAACCAGACAGAGCAUUUAAAUCCCAUGCACUAUCAUGGCUCAUAUAAGUCCAGCUUAUGUUCCAGAAUUUGCAUCACUAUACACAGUAUACUGUCUCCUGCAGGAGCAACUCAGUCAGAGCCUUGGUAGAGAACACAGUAGACACAGAGUACACUCUGGGACUAGGGAGACCGGGAUCAAAUAUUAGCUCUGUCCCUUGGGGGUGAAGCUCUUGAGCAACCUUUCCAAAUGCCUAAUGCUUCAUCUGUAAAAUACCUGUGGGCGGAGUGAUACAGUUAAGAGUUAUCCAGUAUUCCUACUGAUUCUAAUGUAGAAAACAUUCCUCACACCAAAAACAGACAAGUAUGGGGGAACCACCACUGACUACGAGCAGACAUGAGCAAGAGGGGACCACCAGUGCCCGUGAGAAGGCACUCCCGACAGGAAGCUCGGAAGCCAGUGGUUUCAAUGUUUUCUCUGUUGCAGGUGGUGCUGGGUAUUGUCCGGGUUACCUGCUCUGUUAUCUGCAGUUUGGAACGGUCUUACCAUCUUGUACACUCUGUAAAAAGUUCUGUGAAUCUUCAAACACCAUAGGGAUAUCUAUUAUCUACAGACCACCUGCUCUAAAUAAAAUUCCCGCUAGAACGUC